This is a messenger RNA of Phaedon cochleariae (mustard beetle), 1551 nucleotides long. The record is from the annotation of a GenBank genome assembly. NCBI's taxonomy places the organism in Eukaryota, Metazoa, Arthropoda, Insecta, Coleoptera, Chrysomelidae.
AUGGCGGAUCCUCUGAGUUUAUUACGUCAAUACAAUGUUAAUAAGAAAGAAAUCAUUGAACGUGAAGGACAGAUUAUUUUUGGUGAAUUUUCCUGGCCCAAAAAUGUUAAAACCAAUUACCUUAUGUAUGGAUCUGGAAAAGAUGGUACAUCCAAAGAUUAUUAUACACUGGAAUGUCUUCUUUUCAUUUUGAAAAAUGUAUCACUUACCCAUCCUGUAUAUGUGAGACAAGCUGCUGCAGAGAAUAUACCAGUUGUAAGAAGACCUGAUAGAAAAGAACUACUUGCUUAUCUAAAUGGGGAAACAGCAAGUUGUCCAGCUAUAGACAAAAGUGCCCCAUUAGAAAUUCCCACACAGGUAAAAAGAUCAGCAGAUUAUGAUGGGCCAGAAAGCUUGGCAAAGAAGCCUCGAUUUGAGGAUACCCAUGUACAAAAAGUCAGAGAAAAAUUGGCUGCAAAACUGGAUGGACCAAAAGAGUCAUCUGUUACUGUUGAUAAUAUCAAAUCACUCUCUGAUGCUAUGUCUGUGGAGAAAAUUGCUGCCAUAAAAGCUAAAAGGUUAGCUAAGAAAAGGACUACUAUCAAAGGUAAUGAUGACACUGGACAGGAAUAUGAUAUCAGUGCCAUCUUGGAUUUGGAUGUGGAUAUAACCAAAGAUAUUAUUAGCCGUGAAAGGCAGUGGAGGACAAGGACUACAAUACUCCAAUCUACAGGAAAGAUCUUUUCAAAAAAUAUUCUGGCUAUGCUAGCCAGUAUAAAAGCCAGAGAAGAGGGCAGACAAAGGCCACCUCAGCAGCCACCAACUGUCACUCCCAGACAAACACCUAUUAGAGCUACUGCUCAGCCUUCUGUCUAUAACAGAUAUGAUCAGGAAAGAUUCAACAGGCAGAAAGAAGUAACCGAGGGCUUCCAAAUCAACACCAUGGGCACCUAUCACGGCAUGUCGCUGAAAUCGGUGACGGAAGGGUCAGCGAAGGCCAACAGGCCGACGCCCGCCCAGCCGCAGACGCCGCUGCCGGUCAGCGCGGCCCGACCGCCGCCGGGCGGGCUCCAGAAGCGCGUGUCCAAAACGCCCAUCAUCAUUAUACCGGCCGGCACGAACAGCUUGAUCUCCAUGUACAACGUCAAGGACAUUCUACAAGAUUUGAGGUUCGUGACGCAAGAACAGAAAAAAGCCGAGGGCGGCAAAAGGGACAACGAAGUGCUGAUCCAGCGGCAGAGGAACGGGCAAACGGUGCCCUACAGGGUGGUCGACAAUCCGGCGAAAUUGAGUCCGAGCGAUUGGGACAGGGUGGUGGCCGUUUGGGUCAUGGGGCCGGCCUGGCAAUUCAAGGGCUACCCCUGGGAGACGCCCGUUGAGAUUUUCGACAAAAUUGCUGCUUUCCAUAUCAAAUACGAUGAGAUGAAAAUGGAUCCGAACGUCGAAAAGUGGGCCGUUACAGUUAUCCAACUGUCGAGAACAAAAAGACAUUUGGACAGAGCUGCUUUGAUGAUAUUCUGGGAGAAAUUGGACAGGCAUAUUAUGUCGCAUAAGCCGCAUUUAAGAUGGUGA